GCGAGAACGGAGGUAGUCAUGGCGGCUCUGAGGAUGGUGGCAGCAGCAGCGUUGGCUCAGCUGCGGCUCCUAGCGGCGGGUUCGAGGCACAGCAGGCGAGGAGGGAGUUCUCUUCUGCCUGUUUCUGUUCCUGUUCCAAAGCCUGAUUAUCACUUGACACACACUCGUAGCUACAUACCUCGGAGAGCUGUCCUGUAUGUGCCUGCGGAUGAUGUGAGAAAGAUACAAAAAAUUUCAUCUCUCAAUGUGGAUUGUGCUGUGCUGGAUUGUGAAGAUGGUGUUGCCCUAAACAGAAAGGCAGAUGCAAGAGUGAAAAGUGUGAAAGCGCUGGAAGAAUUUGAAUUUGGCCGGACUGAGAAGUGUGUCAGGAUCAACUCAGUAACAAGUGGUCUUGCUGAAGAAGAUCUGAAGGUCAUUUUGGACUCCAGCAUUCUUCCUACAAGCCUAAUGCUACCAAAAGUUGAAAGUGUAGAAGAAGUAAGAUGGUUUGCAGAGAAAUUUAUGUCCCAUUUAAAAGGCCGAACACUUGUAGAACCUAUGAAUUUUAUUCCUUUUGUGGAGACAGCAAUGGGCUUGCUCAAUUUUAAGUCUGUUUGUGAAGAAGCUCUGAGGAAGGGACCCCAAGUUGGUCUUCAUUUGGAUGCAGUUGUCUUUGGAGGUGAAGAUUUUCGGGCCAGCAUAGGCUCAACGAGUAGCAAAGAAACCCAUGAUAUUCUUUAUGCUAGACAAAAAAUCGUUGUGACAGCAAAGGCUUUUGGCUUGCAGGCCAUAGACCUUGUGUAUAUCGACUUUCAAGAUGAAGAGGGACUCCGUAAGCAGUCAAGAGAGGGUGCCUUAAUGGGUUUCACUGGUAAGCAGGUGAUUCACCCUAAUCAAGUUGCUGUUGUCCAGGAACAGUUCUCACCGAGCCCUGAAAAAAUAAAGUGGGCACAAGAACUGAUUAUGGCUUUCGAAGAACAUCAGCACGUGGGCAAGGGUGCCUUCACUUUCCGGGGCAGCAUGAUAGACAUGCCAUUACUGAAGCAGGCCCAGAACAUUGUUACACUUGCCACAGCCAUCAAGAAAAAAUGAUCUGCCAAAUAAACCUUCCCCCAGGAGGGUUCCAGCCAGGAGCUGUUUCAAGAAGGAUUAUAUAAUACUUGAAGAAAGAAAAAUGCAUCUGUUCACCCUUCAGCAGAACUCUGCUUAUGCAUCUUACUGUUUCCCAUAUAUUUUUCUCACUGAUGUGGACCAUAGCAGUUUUGUGUAACAAGCUUUUGUUAGGGUAAAGCUGAAAGCAAAAUUGGCUCAUUUGAGGGGAAAGGAGGGCCCAUUAAAAUCAAUCAACAACAUAGACAAACUGACUCAAAUUAAUAUUUGCUUCUGCAAAUUUUCCUCAGGAAAGGAGCACAGCAACAAAGGAACACUUGUACUGAGGCAGACCACCUAACCCAUAUUGCCAACUCUGACUGGCAGCUUCUCUCCAGGUAAGAUACUUUCCUAGCCCUACCUGGAGCUGUCUGGUAUAUUUUGGUGGUUUUCCAUCCAUAUAUUAACUAGAUACGACCUUGCUUAGUUUCUAAAACCAAGUAAGGUUAGGUGGCAUGGACAUAUUUUCAAAUGGAGGGCUGGGUUCCUGUAUCUUCUCUGGUUGUGUAGAAGAGAGAUUCUUAGCUGGUGAAGUUUGUAAUGCAUGAGAGCAAAAACUGUCCCAUUCCCCCCCAUUACACAGUGAUGAAUGAUAUUGGAGCACUGUAAUCAUUUAAAUCUGGUCUAAUGGAAUUAACAAGAGUGACUAUCUAUAGAUGCUCAUAUGUUUACAGAUGCCAGCUUUGAAUCCAUGGAAAUUCCUUCCCCAUUUGUAGCCAUGGUACCUUUAAAAAACUAUAAAGAAGGGGGAAAUUCUACCUCAGUGAUUCCCAAAGUAGUCAGCACACACACACACACACACCAGUGGAAAGAUCCAGGAGAAUGGUGAGGGGAAAUAGGGCAUCAAGGGGCCUUCAGUCAAAGUACUAGCAUGCUAGAAAGACAUGGGGAACCAGCGGCCUUUAGAACUAUGGUUGGGAUGAGGAGUUAGGCGCAGUGGUUCCAAACUCUGAUCCUCCAGCUAUUUUGGACUUCAGUUCCCAGAAUCCCUGACCACUGGCUAAGUUAGCUGAGGCUGCUGGGAGUUGGAAUCCAAAACACCCCAAAGACCAGAGUUUGGAAGCCACUGAAUUGUGGCGGCAGAGGAGAAGUAACACCAAAAAGGAACUUUGCCAUUUGGGGCCCUGCGAAAGCUUUGUGAGUUUUGCUAGGACUUGACUGGCAUGUUGGAGCUGCACGGCUGCUCCUAAUUUCUUUUGUGAGACUGGCUGGGAGAAGAGGUAGCAAAAUAAACCAUGUUUGAGCAGUGGGACAACUUGAAGCUGUUUGAAGAAAGCACAUAUCUAGGGGAGGAGUAUCCGGGGUUGAUUCUUGCAAAGAGUCUUUUACCUCUCUUGAAUUGAGAGUCCUUCCUCACAGGGAAGAAAAGUGGGAAGCUAGCUGUGCCCCUCUCUGCACUGGUGAAAAGGACUAAGAGUCCUUCCUCAUGAGGGAGAAGCUUCUUCCUUUGUAUCCAGUCACUUUGAGAGCAGCAACUGCAAAGCCAGCGCAGACAAGAAGCUUCUCGGUCACUGCUCAGCUACUGCUCGGUUGCUCCUCCCAAGGUGACUGGCUGCUUAGUCACUGCUCAGUUGGAUGUUUAGGUGCUGCUCCCUUUUGUACCCAGUCAUCUUGGAAGCAGCAACUGGGCAACUUACCAGCCAGCCUUUCUUUUACUGUAAGGAUAAAUGAGAGGGAAGAGUAGACCUGGACCACUGCUGCUGCUUUAUUCACACAUAGAAGCUGAGGAAGAAGAGGCAGCAAGCUGGCUGUAGGUGAGGUAGAUACUGCUGGCUGGCUGGCUGGCUACUGAACAAACAGUAGACCCAAUAUCAAAACAUAGGCAUGCUAGGAUUGUCACUGAAGAGGAAAGGAGGCAGUAGCCCCCCAGAAUUGGGGGGGGGGGCACUGUCCUACCUGGUAUGUCUUCAACUGUCACUGCAGUGUGGAAAGGGCAAUUCUCUCUUUUGAUGGCAUUGAAACGCAGAGCAGCUCCUUCCCCUUGGUUAUCUAGAUUUGGCAACCUGUCUAAAUUUAAUUCCCUUACCUCUGAGCAAGUACUGCUUUGUGGAUUGACUAAUCCAGAAUUUUAAAGAUGCCUGCCUUCUCAUUUGACAGUCACUAAUGAAUGUGAUUCACCGCCCAUCCACUUAAAGAGUGCAAACUCAAAACUACUUCAUAUGGAUUAGUUAACCCUUUAAGAAGCCUACAUCCACUCUUUUGUACUCAUUCCCAGAGAGGAUUAGACUGAGAACCAUUCCAAGAGAUGCCUGAGGAAAUAGAUGUGUUCUACAUACCACUCAGUACAGGAACAGGGGCAUCACCAGCUCCCCUAUGGUUUAGCGGAAUGACUCUGUAGCCAUUAUCAUUUAUAGGAGCAGGGUUGUUGUUGUUGUUGUUGUUUUUAAGAAAAAAAUUAAAAAUCUAUUCUGCAUGUUAAUUCAAACAACCAGUUUUCUCUCAGCUUUCCCUGAGCUGCUUUCAUAGUCAGGGCUCAGAAAAAGAGUACUAUGGUGGAAUUCCAGAUGUUCAAUGGUUGAUGGAUUCCUUAUUCCUACUUUUAGGAAGCUACAUUUUUGUGACCCUUUCCAAACCAUACUGCUAUGUGAAAUAUCUAUAUAACUAUAUUCCAGUUUUUCUAAGCCCAAAGUGGACUUAGUGAGGAUGGAUUUCCCAUGUGUGCCAUUGAAUUUUAUUGUUGAGGAGGACUGAUUUAAAAACACAUAGAACACUGUGUGAGUAGACUACUAUGGAUGGAAAUUACUCCCUGUGGAUAUAUCCAGAUGAAUACUGUAUGUCCUUGUGUAUGUACUCAAGGAGUAUUCAUGUAACAGCUGCUUCAUCCUGUCAGGUAGAUAGGCUUCACUCUGUGCUUUUCCCAACCAUAUUUGUUUUCUCUGUCUCUCACCAUCCACAUAAAUAUAGACAGUGAGAACAGGUUCAGCUGGGCAAAGCACAGUCCUAAACCCACAUACCUUUUACAAGGUUAAUACACUGAAGACAAGCCUAUCAGUGAAUCGUAGCAGAUUAUUUAAAUGUGCCAAGAAUGAGCUGAGCUUUAUGGGUAAAGCUGUAAUCCCAAAUAAUGCUUUUGUUGUUUAAUGUUGUCAAGUUGACAUCAAUGUCUGGCAACCCCAUAAUGAGAGAUCUCAUAGUCACCCCAUCAUAACCACCCUGCUCAGGUCUUGCAGUUUCAGGGCCUUGGCCUGAAUCUAUCCAUCUGUAAUGCCGUCUUCCUCUUUUCUUAUUGCCUUUAUCAAGUAUUGUUGUCUUUUCUAGUGAGUCAUGUCUUCUCAUGAUAAUGCUUAUCAGAAAGACAUCCCAGUCAGUGGAGUCCUACUCAGAUUAAAGAAUCCAUUGAACACAUGACUAAGUUAAAUAGCUCUGCCCUUAAAUAUGAUCAAAUCUAGAUCCAGCCCUGUGAGUUAAUAAGAUUAGGAUACAGCAGUGUGAAAAAGUGUGGACAUCAUGAAGUGGAAUUAAGUAUAGCUAUUUUUAUAUCCUCUCCCUCACCUUGACACUUUGUUGUCUGAAGCAGAACAGCAAAUGGAGUGAAGAUGCACAAGAUCAGAACAAGACAGGCUGCUUGGGUACUUGAGGCAGGAAACUCCUACAAGCAUUUCUUCCCCUCUCUGGCAGUAAAAAAUAAAAUGAGUAAAAUCAAUAACUAUGGUACUCUUUCCCUUUCCUUGCUACCCACCAUCACCUGCUGGAGUCAGUCAUCUCAUUCUGCUAAACCUGGGGUCCAUGGACAACUUGCAUUUUUUUCUCCUUCCAUUACUUUACUGUUUCUUUUAUUUUUCCCUAUCACAAUUAAUUCUAAGGUUUUAAAAUGCUCUUUUCAAGUAUUCAUUGUAAAAAUAAAUACUGGUACAGGCCAGAUUAUGUGAUGGAAAUCAAUGUAAUAAAAUGAGUAAUAUGCAUA
Molecule: messenger RNA, 5032 nt
Organism: Sceloporus undulatus (fence lizard)
Lineage: Eukaryota; Metazoa; Chordata; Lepidosauria; Squamata; Phrynosomatidae
Gene: CLYBL
Product: citramalyl-CoA lyase
Exons: 8
Coding region: 19-1071 (350 amino acids)
Biological process (GO): regulation of cobalamin catabolic process
Molecular function (GO): (S)-citramalyl-CoA lyase activity
Source: RefSeq, a predicted model, not a curated record